UCACAAAGUAUCGAUAUGUGGUCGCAUCGAGUCGUUUGCCUCGCGUUCGCGGUCCUCUUGGCCAUGGGGUCGGCGGCCCCUCUGGACGAAUUCGGAGUAUUGCGCGAGUUCGACGACUCCCAGGAACGAUCCGGUCCACUAAGCGACUUUCUGAGAGAAGUGAAGCGGGCACCCGUAUUCGUCUAUCGCGGAAUCGGUCCAUCGGCCAAGUUUUUCGUUGACGAAGGUAUUCGUGCGGUCCGGAGGACCGGGAUUACGGAUCAGAAGCCCGGAAUGGGAAUCAAGAGCGCCGAUGGCAGCAAUAGGGAAGGUAUCGGCAAAAUGGCAUGCUUCUUCAAGAUCUGCACAUUCAGAACUGAAAUGUUGUGACGGCCUCGACGCGACAUGUGAAUCGUACAAUGGGCCAUCAAGCCAGUAGAUCAGAAAACUGACAGACAGCGCUCCUCCAUUCGGAUCCUCGUGAAUCUCUAGCGUAGUAACCGAAUAAAUUC
This is a messenger RNA of Galendromus occidentalis (western predatory mite), 491 nucleotides long. RefSeq lists its product as uncharacterized. The transcript is spliced from 3 exons. The coding region runs from base 16 to 369 and encodes 117 amino acids. The record is from RefSeq and is a predicted model, not a curated record. NCBI's taxonomy places the organism in Eukaryota, Metazoa, Arthropoda, Arachnida, Mesostigmata, Phytoseiidae.